CUCCAUCGUUACUUCCACACCAACAAAUACCUCAAAACAUCCCCUUCAAUGGCGGCCUCCACUUCCCUCGCUUUCUUCUCCUCUAUUCUCUUCCUCCUCUUCUCCAUUUCCAUCGCCAAAACCUCUUUCCGCCCCAAAUCCCUCGUUCUCCCCGUCACCAAACACCCAUCUCUCCAAUACAUCACCCAGAUCCAUCAACGAACUCCUUUGGUUCCGGUGAAGCUCACGGUGGACCUUGGCGGGCAGUUCAUGUGGGUCGACUGUGACCGUGGCUACGUUUCUUCCACCUACAAGCCUGCCCGUUGCCGCUCUGCCCAAUGCUCCCUCGCCUCUAAAUCCAGUUCCUGCGGCCAGUGCUUUUCGCCGCCCCGCCCCGGCUGCAACAACAACACUUGCGGCCUUUUCCCCGGAAACACCAUUAUCCGCCUCUCCACUAGCGGAGAAGUUGCCUCCGACGUCGUCUCUGUUUCCUCCACCGAUGGCUUCAAUCCAACCAGAGCCGUGUCGCUGCCGAACUUUCUUUUCGUUUGUGGCUCAACGUUUCUCCUCGAAGGCCUCGCCGGCGGCGUAACUGGAAUGGCCGGAUUUGGCAGAACCGGAAUCUCUCUGCCUUCACAAUUCGCUGCCGCUUUCAGCUUCAACCGAAAAUUCGCCGUUUGCUUGAGCGGCUCCACCAGAUUCCCUGGCGUCAUAUUCUCCGGGAACGGCCCAUACCAUUUCUUACCCAACACCGACUUAACAAAAUCCCUCACUUAUACCCCACUUUUCAUCAACCCGGUCAGCACCGCCGGCGUCUUCUCCGCCGGAGAAAAAUCCGCUGAGUAUUUCAUCGGCGUUAAAUCAAUCGUCAUCAACUCCAAAACCGUCCCACUCAAUACGACUCUCCUCAAAAUCGACAGCAACGGAAAUGGCGGUACAAAAAUCAGCACGGUGAAUCCAUACACCGUAUUGGAAUCGUCAAUUUACAACGCGGUGGUGAAAACGUUCACGACGGAGCUGUCGAAAGUUCCGAGAGUGGCGGCGGUGGCGCCGUUUGGGGUUUGUUAUAAUUCAAAGAGCUUUUCAAGUACCCGAUUGGGGCCGGGCGUGCCGUCGAUUGAUUUGAUUUUGCAGAACAAGAAAGUGAUUUGGAGAAUCUUCGGUGCGAAUUCGAUGGUGUUCGUAAACGACAACGUUUUGUGCUUGGGAUUUGUUGACGGAGGAGUUGAACCAAGAACAGCGAUUGUUAUUGGGGCCCACCAAAUUGAGGAUAAUUUACUUGAAUUUGAUCUAGCCACUUCAAGACUUGGAUUUAGCUCAACUUUACUGGGUCGGAUGACUACUUGUGCUAAUUUCAACUUUACUUCUAAUGCUUGAUUAAUUAAAAUUAAGCUUUUAGUUAAUCAAAAUGGUGAAAGUCCCAUCAAAUAAAUGUUGCUACUUUUGAGGGUUUGUAUUGUAUUUUUAUUAUUGAAUAAUUGAUGCUUCUUUAUUUUAAAAAAUAAACUUUGUUGUAUUUAUUGAUUGGAUAAUGGAUGGUGCUCUGCA
Benincasa hispida (wax gourd) is the source of this 1527-nucleotide messenger RNA. RefSeq names its product putative aspartic proteinase GIP2. The record is from RefSeq and is a predicted model, not a curated record. Gene Ontology annotation, biological process: proteolysis. Gene Ontology annotation, molecular function: aspartic-type endopeptidase activity. Lineage: Eukaryota; Viridiplantae; Streptophyta; Magnoliopsida; Cucurbitales; Cucurbitaceae.